Cyprinodon variegatus (sheepshead minnow) is the source of this 2551-nucleotide messenger RNA. RefSeq names its product cubilin-like. The annotation marks the transcript as partial. The record is from RefSeq and is a predicted model, not a curated record. NCBI's taxonomy places the organism in Eukaryota, Metazoa, Chordata, Actinopteri, Cyprinodontiformes, Cyprinodontidae. The transcript has 13 exons.
GUCUGGUCAGGCAACACCCAGAACGCUGAGGACCUGCUGGUGACAGGCUGUGGAUCAUCAGCACCGCAACCCGUUGUUGCUCCAUAUAACAUCAUCUCCAGCCGGUUCCAAGCCACUGGCACCCCCGGCACUGGUUUCUCUAUGACCUUCAGCACCCGCUGUGGCGCCCGGUUCAGUGGCUCCCAGGGCCGUGUAGUCUCUCCUAACUUCCCAGCUCACUACCCUGACCACGCUAACUGCAACUACACUGUAGAUGCCGGGGAGCAGACGGUGGUUGUCCUCAGCUUUCAGGUCUUCCAGAUUGAGGCACAUUCCACCUGUAUGUUUGAUGGCCUAAAGAUCUACAGCCCAGCUACCAGCAGCACUGCAAUGGCCACUCUGUGUGGUACCGACCUCCCGGGGCCGUUCUCCUCCCUCGGUCCCAUGAUGCUCCACUUCUACUCGGACUCUGUGAUCAACGACAGCGGCUUCCUGGCUGAAUACGUAGCCAUACCCUGUGGCGGUUUCUUCAACGGCAGUGCCGGUUCUGUGAGCAGUCCAGCCCUCUCCAUCACCAAUUACCACCACAACAUGAACUGUACCUACCACAUCAGCGUCGAGGCAGACCGAGUGGUGGAUCUAAAGUUUAACACCUUCAGUUUGGAAGCUUCUUCUUCAUGUCACUACGAUUAUGUGGCUGUGUACGAUGGGCCUGACACCUUGGCGCCUUUGCUGGGAAGGUUCUGUGGUACGGUGCUGCCCCCUGACCUCCGCUCUUCUGCCAACCAUCUGUUCCUGGUCUUCAGGACAGACGCAACGGUGGGCGGCAUUGGAUGGAGAGCUACCUACAGUCAGACACUGGGUCCAGCUCAGGGUUGUGGGGGGUUCCUCACCACACCUAUGGGCAGGUUGGGUUCACCAGAUCCAAACCUGGAUGGACGCUAUGAGCCCAGGAUGAACUGUCUGUGGACCAUAGAGAUGCAGAUGAACAGCGCCAUCAACCUGACCUUCAGCUCCUUCGACCUGGAGAGCUCCUCUACAUGUCGCUAUGACUACGUCAAAAUUUACGAUGGAGACAACAUGAACUUCCCUCUGGUGGGGACCUACUGUGGAAACUCCAUCCCUGCCUACUUCGUGUCCAGUGGAAACUUUCUGACAGUUCAGUUUGUGUCCGACAGCUCAGUCCAAAAGCAAGGAUUCAACGCCACCUACAAGGCAGUACCACUGCUGUGUGGUGGGACUCUGAACGCUACCGUAGUACCACAAACCCUGACCUCGCCGUCCUUCCCCGGCGCCUACCCUUCAUUCACCUCCUGUCGCUGGAUCCUGGACGCUCCCCCUCAAGAAACCAUUAAAGUCUCUGUCCAGACAUUUGUCCUGGAUGCUAGCCAGAGCUGCUCAAGCAACUACCUGGAGCUGAAAGAUUGGCCUUUGGGAGACUACGGACAGUCCCAUAAGUUCUGCGCUUCAGACGGCCGUCCCCAGGACUUCUACAGCUACAGCAGGACGGUCCUGAUGUACUUCAAGUCCGAUACCUUCCUGCCAGGAAACGGACUCAGCUUCAGCUUCCAGAUAGCCAACUGCAGUCGAGUGUAUGAGCAGGAAUACGGCUACCUGAGCAGCCCGGGAUGGCCUGACAUCUACCCCCACAACAUGGACUGCAUCAUCAUCCUGAAGGCUCCGCAGAACAACUCCAUCUCUUUCUUCUUCAACGACUUUGAUGUGGAGAGCCACAACAGCUGUGAUUUUGACUAUUUGGAGAUCCGCAACGGAAGCACAGCAGACUCGCAGCUGAUUGGUCGCUUCUGUGGUCAGACACUGCCAAGCCCCAUCUUCCCUCAAACCAACCAGCUGUACUUACGAUUCAAAAGCGACUUUUCCGCCUCACGAGACGGCUUUGACGCCACCUGGACGUCUUCUCCCCACGGGUGUGGUGGUACCCUGUUUGGAGACCACGGCUCCUUCGCGAGCCCCAACUACCCAGGAAGCUACCCAAACAACACCUACUGUGAAUGGAGCAUCGUGGCGCCCAGAGGCCGAGUGGUGACCGUCACCUUCACCCAGAUCAGCAUCGACGACCCCGGAGACUGCCAAAACAACUUCCUGAAGUUAUUCGAUGGCCCAGACAGCUCCUCAGCAGCUGUUGGUCCUUACUGCGGAGUGGAAACCAACAUUGCUCCAUUCACAGCCUCAUCCAACCAGGUCUACGUUGUUUUCCAAGGCCAGGCGUCCAUCUUGCCUUCAGGCUUCAGGCUGACGUGGAGCAGCUGAAAGGAAGCUGUGAUCUGCACCACAUCUUAAUCACUGUUAAAGCAAAUGACUGAUGAAAGUGUUUAUAUGUAUGUAAUGAACCAUGAUAUAUUAAAAUGACAACCUUGUUCUUUGAUCUGGACUGUAGUUCUUUUGUUAUUAAAAUUAUUGCUGCUGGGCGUAUGUGAGAGCCACACCACAUGUUGGGCUGAUGUUUCUGGGAUCCAGCGAGUAGAAAAGGUCAGAGAGAAAUGGGAUCAUGAGAAAUGUGCCAGCAUAGAUUCAAGAGUAUGAAUACAAGAGUGUGUGGGUCUGCCAGGAU